Molecule: messenger RNA, 1359 nt
Organism: Protopterus annectens (West African lungfish)
Lineage: Eukaryota; Metazoa; Chordata; Ceratodontiformes; Protopteridae
Product: zinc finger MYM-type protein 5-like
Exons: 2
Coding region: 267-1340 (357 amino acids)
Source: RefSeq, a predicted model, not a curated record
UAUAGUAUAAAGUUGGCUCUAAUACAUGUACUAACAACCAUUUGUAGUUGCAAGGCCUACUUGGGUGAAUUGCAAGACUUGGGUGGGUAGGCAGCUCUAAGAAUUGAGGGAGUUUAUGAACACUGCAACUUCCAUUCCUAACAUCUGAAUUUCCAAAUUUUAUUUUUAACAGACAGCCUGGAAAAGGUCCAAAGAAGCUUUCUGGUGCAGCAAAUAGAAAAAGAAAGGCUCAGAGAGAAUUGCAAGUGGCUAGUUUACGUGCUUCAAUGAUGCGAUUUAUGCAGUCUAGUCAUACAUUAGACAGUGAGCUGCAAGACAGGGACAGUGAAAUGCUUCAAGAGGCAGAUUUCUCUGAGGUGCCAAGCAGUCCUUCCAGACCAGGUGAAAGUGACAGUUCCUGCCAAAGUCCCAGCGAUGCUUGCUGUAUGGUAGCUGUUGAGAAUACUGGUACUGGAUGUACAGAUAAUGAAUCUGAGUCACAGGUGUGUGAUAAUGGCUCUGACCUUGCAGUUGGUAAUGCUGAGUGUGUCAGAGAGUUUGGAGCUGAGUCGGUGUCUGGGGCAUCCAUUGACUCUAUUCCUGUGUGGUCAGAGCUAGGAGCAAGUCCUGUAUCUGACCAAGUAGUAGAUAUAUGUGAGGAGGAAAAUAAGGAAGUAGCUCCAGUAACAUGCAGGGAAGUCGAUAGUGACCCUGGUAAAUGGCCAGAUCCCAUGGAUGAUAAAGUUUGCUGUCUGUUAAGUGCUGAAGGGCCUGUUCAGAUAAUGAAUCACACUUUUCCCUAUGAUGAUCACCAUAGAAGAUUUAAUCCUAUCUUCUAUACAAAAAGACUUACAAAUGGUGAGACAGUCAGAAGGUCUUGGUUGGUGUAUUCUGAAAGUAGUGACUUAGUAUUUUGUUUUUUUUGCAAACUCUUCAGCAGUACUCAUUUAGUUGCCCUGUCUAGUACAGGAACAUGUGACUGGAAAAAUUUGGGCCAAAAGCUUGUAGAACACGAGCGGUCAGUGAAACAUAAAGAAGCUGCUGCUAAGUGGAGUGACUUGCACUUGAGGCUUAAGAAUAGCUCCACCAUUGAUCACCACCGUGAGAACAUGAUUAAGUCUGAGAGAAAAUACUGGAGAAAUGUUUUGGAAAGACUUCUUGCAAUCUGUCAGUACUUGUCCCAACAUAACUUGGCAUUUAGGGGUAGUGAGGAUCGACUCUUUACAAGUGGUAAUGGCAACUUCCUUGGGUUAGUGCAGCUGUUGGGCAAGUUUGAUCCAGUAAUACAAGAGCAUCUUCGCGGAUCAGUAAUGCCGAGAUCCAUGAUCACUACUUGGGGAAAACCAUUCAGAACGAGUUGAUAAUGUUAAUAUCGAAGUC